Molecule: messenger RNA, 1769 nt
Organism: Megalops cyprinoides (Indo-Pacific tarpon)
Lineage: Eukaryota; Metazoa; Chordata; Actinopteri; Elopiformes; Megalopidae
Gene: cdc23
Product: CDC23 (cell division cycle 23, yeast, homolog)
Exons: 16
Coding region: 23-1759 (578 amino acids)
Biological process (GO): cell division
Cellular component (GO): anaphase-promoting complex
Molecular function (GO): protein binding
Source: RefSeq, a predicted model, not a curated record
GGCCGCGGGACAGUACGAAAAAAUGGCGGCGCUUUCUAGCGAAUUUGGAGAUUUGGUGCAGAUAAAAAAGCAACUUAUUUAUGUAAUAACACUUUGUAGAGAGAGGGGCCUGGUCCACAGUGUGAAAUGGGCGUCGGAGCUGGCCUUUGCCCUGGACCCCUUACCCAUGAACGAGCUGCCCCCGCCACCCCCUUUCACUGAGGAGGAUGCCCAGGAUCUAGACGCGCUGGGAUUGGCCAAGUCCUACUUCGACCUGAAGGAGUAUGACCGUGCCGCCUACUUCCUCCGCGGCUGCCGCAGUCAGAAGGCCUACUUCCUGUACAUGUACUCGCGCUACCUGUCUGGAGAAAAGAAGAAAGACGAUGAGACUGUGGACAGCUUGGGGCCUCUGGAGAAGGGUCAGGUGCGGAACGAGGCGCUGAGGGAGCUGAGGGUGGAGCUGAGUAAGAAGCACCGGGCGGGAGAGCUGGACGGAUUCGCUCUUUACCUGUACGGGGUGGUGUUGCGGAAGCUGGACCUGCUGAAGGAGGCGGUGGAUGUGUUUGUGGAGGCGACUCACGCCCUGCCUCUGCACUGGGGAGCCUGGCUGGAGUUGUGCAACCUCAUCACCAACAUCGAGAUGCUGAAGUCUCUGUCCCUGCCGGACUGCUGGAUCAGGGACUUCUUCCUGGCUCACAUUUACACAGAGCUGCAGAUGAUCAAAGAGGCCAUGCAGAAGUACCAGAGCCUGAUCGACGCCGGCUUCUCCAAGAGCACCUACAUCAUCUCCCAGAUCGCCGUGGCCUACCACAACAUCCGAGACAUAGACCAGGCCCUGUCUCUGUUCAACGAGCUGAGAGAGCAGGAUCCCUACCGCAUCGAGAACAUGGACACCUUCUCCAACCUGCUCUACGUCAGAAGCAUGAAGCCUGAGCUCAGCUACCUGGCUCACAACUUGGUGGAGAUCGACAAAUACAGGGUGGAGACGUGCUGCGUUAUCGGUAACUACUACAGCCUGCGCUCGCAGCAUGAGAAGGCGGCGCUGUACUUCCAGAGGGCUCUGAAGCUGAACCCGCGCUGCCUGGGUGCCUGGACCCUCAUGGGCCACGAGUACAUGGAGAUGAAGAACACCUCUGCAGCCAUCCAGGCCUACAGACAUGCCAUCGAGGUGAACAAGCGAGACUACAGGGCCUGGUAUGGCCUGGGCCAGACCUACGAGAUCCUCAAGAUGCCCUUCUACUGUCUGUACUACUACCGCAGGGCACACCAGCUCAGGCCCAAUGACUCCCGCAUGCUGGUUGCUCUGGGAGAGUGCUAUGAGAAACUCUCUCAGCAGGUGGAGGCCAAGAAGUGUUACUGGAGGGCGUAUUCUGUAGGGGACGUGGAGAGGAUGGCUUUGCUCAAGCUGGCAAAACUCCAUGAGCAGCUAAACGAGGCGGAUGAAGCCGCCCACUGUUACAUCAUCUACAUCCAGGACAUCUUCUCCUGUGGGGAGCAGCUGGAGCAUGUGGAGGUGAGCACGGCCCUACGGUACCUGGGCCAGUAUUACUUUAAGAGCAAACGCUACGACGAGGCCUCCCUCUGCGCCCAGCGCUGCUGCGACUACAACGACGCCCGAGAGGAGGGAAAGGCUCUGCUGCGGCAGAUCUCACAGGUCCGGGAUCAGGGGGAGGCGUCCGCGGGUGACCUCUCGCUCCCCUGCGUCUUCGGGUCGCUGUCCAACAACAACACCCCAGUGCGCCGGAUGUCGCCCCUCGAUCUGUCCUCGGUCACCCCCUGACACUGACCCU